AUGGUGACCAUGGAGUUUAACUUUCGGGCAAUGGGAAUAUGCCUAUUUUUGGCUUUUAGUUUGUCAUUGUCCAAUACCCAGCCAAGUGCUCACCGUAUUAGAAUUGGUAAUCCUCGCCUGUUCUGCGGAACACAGAGCCUCCGAUAUGUUGUCUCCGGUAAUCUUCCAAGAAAUGUUUCUAUGAGAGUAAGUGCUUUAGGUAAGUCAAAUAAAUAAUGGUUUUAUAGUGUUCUAUUUAGGAAGAUGGAACGUUUGCAUUCACCAAACUGAAAAAUGACAAAGGAAUUGCAAAUAUUAGACCAAAAUGGCCGUUCUCUCUUCUAUUUCCAGUUUGGUGAAUAAACCUCUGCUUCGUGGACAUUGUCAUCAAAUAUGACUUGCCUUCUAAAGAUUUAUACAAAAUCCAAAAACGGAGUACAGAAUUGUAAAGAUAAACUUUUAAGGUAUUCACUAAAACAAGAAUUCAAAGUGAAUCCAAAAGGAAUUUCAUAUUUAAGGCUAAAAUAGUCAAAUUGGAAAAACUCCAAGUCAGUGAUGCUUUCUGCUCUGCUACUUUGGCCUAACUGUGGAUCAUUUGGAAUUCAAAAUGAAUUUCCAACUUUAGGCCAAAAUAAUGAUCUUUGAACACUUCUAAGUCAGCCACGAGUUCAGCUAGUUUCUCCUAAUCUGUGAAAUUCAUAUUUAAGUCUCAGCAAUUUACUGCUUUGUGAAGAACUCUGUGAUCCCAAGAUAAUGGAAGAAUAUGGGAAUUUGAGUUUUUCCAGUGCUGCUCUUUUGAACUAAAUGCUGCAGUUUGGAUUUCAAUUCCAAAUUUUUAUGAACUUAAAUGGGGAAAAUGUGUUUAAUGCUUUAGAUGCACUUUAAAUUCGUAUCUGCUAAAUAUUAUUUCUACAAGUAUUCAACUAGAAUGAUUUUUUGUUUUUGUGGUAUGAAGGCAGCACUUUUGUUUUUUUUUUUAUAUAUAAAACCCACUCAGCAUAGCUAUCUGUAACUUAACCUAGACAGUGUGCCUAAUGUACAGUCAUCUGCAAGUUCCAUCAAUGUUUAGCCAUCGCCUUAAUGCACAAUUAUGGAUUCUUUAUAUUUCUAUAGACCAGAAUGGAAAGCUUCAACAUUUAUCCGUGCACAGUGCCUGUGGGACAAGUGUCAGUGAGAACCCUAAUGAGUCUGUGACUAUCGCUGCUUCCUAUAAAGGAUGCUUUGUUCUUAAGCAGGUGGGUAACCUAAAGUGUGCAAUUUAUUCACUGACACACCUGCAGAAGGGGAUUUCAAUAUCAGUUUUAAAGAAAACUGGCUGAAAACUGUAGGAUUUGUUUGGGGUUUUUGUUGUGUGGUUAUUUUUAUUUACUUUUUAUAAUAUAAGUAUGUUAUUUUUUAGUAGUAGUUUAAUAUGUCAGUGAUGAUUUAACGUGCAUGAUGGUUGUGUAAAAUCAUUUAACUAAAUACGCAAUUUCCUCAGCAAUCCCGAUACAUCAUGACUAUCUCUAUUGAGAGGGAGGUUUCCCGGGGAAUGUACAGUUUCCCACAAUUGGAAAUGCUGGAGUGUCCAGUGUUUGAAGGUAAGCUCUGGUGUGUUUUGUAUGACCCAGUAUCUUCAUGAAUUGAUCAUUUAUAGUCGCUUUGAAAGUGCUGGCAUGCAGCGAUUGGGGUUGUAGUUAAUCGAACAAGAGGCAACAUUUAUCCUAAAAUAGCAAGCCUUUCACUCUACAGCGGAGUUGGCGAAUUUUGCCACCUCUGGUAUUUCUGCCUAAAUUUUGCUAUUUGGAAGUCAGUUUGCUGCAAUUCAAAGGUUAAUGAAUAACCCAAACUGUCUUUUUGGUAUGGCUUUCAUAUAUCCAUGUGUUAACGUUGGCCUGUAUUCAUUAGAAGAUCCAAACAUCUGGUUUAAAGCAGCCCUAUCACCAGAUUGUACAAUGCUAUUAGUUAAAGUCUUUAUGAAGAAAUACUCACACUGGCUGUAUUAGUGUCUCAUUAAAAUUCCAACAGGGUCAAAAGAUAACCGGAAGCAAAGUAAGGACUGCUCUGUCUUAUGGGCAAGCCAUGGGUGCCACCAUCUUCAAACUUCAGUUUCUGGCUCUUUUGCCAGGAGCCCAUGUUUGUGCAGUGCUCUCGCCAGGGCUGCCUUAAAUAUUGAUUGGCCCCCUAGACCCUGCCCCCGCCACCCUCCCUCACUCCCUGGCAUGCAAUCACACCAUAUACCCCAAUGCAGUGAUGGACUAAAUAGAAAUAGCCCUGAUACAAGAAUUUAUUUUAACCCCCAUUGCAAGGGUGGCCGAAGGCAGAUCCUUAUUUAUCAUGCAACUCCAACAAUGCUUUGAUACCAUUUUCCAAUGCGUGCAAGGUUGGUAUUUAGCACUGAGCCGUUUUUCACCAAGAUCUUGUAUUGAUGAUGUGAGAGUCAGACCACUGUGCAAAGCCUUCUCCAGCGCAUCUCAAAGAUUCUCAAUGGGGUUAAAGUCUGGAGUCUGUGGUGGUCAAUGAAUCCAUGUGUGAAAAUGAUGUCUCAUGCUUCCUGAACUACGCUUUCACAAUUUGAGCGAGAUGAAUCCUGGCAUUGUCAUCUUGGAAUAUGCCCGUGCCAUCAAGGAAGAAAAAAUCCAUUAAUGGAAUAACCUGGUUAUUCAGGUAGUCAGCUGACCUCAUUCUUUGGGCAUUUAAUGUUGCUGAACCUAGACCUGACCAACUGCAGCAACCCCAGAUCAUAGCACUGCCCCCACAGGCUUGUACAGUAGGCACUAGGCAUGAUGGGUGCAUUACUUCAUCUGCCUCUUUUUACCAGACAAUGGUUGCCCACGAUUCUUCCAGUUUUUAAUAAUGUGUUGGACAGACCUUAACCCAAUUUUAGUAGUUUUUGCUAUCUCCUUUUAGAUGUUUUCUCUGCUUGAUGCAUGCCACAGGUUGUCUUUCAACAUGGUUGUUUAAGAAAUGAGGAGCUACUCAUUGCAUCAGUUGGGAUUAAAUAACUUGUUGCCAGCUGAAAGAUAAUCGCUCAUGCAGUAAUGAUCCAAUCAGAGACUCUUGCCUAUUUGCUUAGUUAAAUCCAAGUGGCGACUUUUUUUUGUUGGCCAGACAGUGUAUGUAUAUUAUUGGUAUUUAACAUCAAAAUAUGUGUGUUUUUAUAUGUAGUGUUGAAGUUGGAAUGCAGUGGUGUAUUUGUAUGUAGUGUUGCCACACACUGAAACACAUGCAGAUACACAGACAGUGGUGUACAUACCGGGGUCUGGCCGCCCUGCAACCUGGUAUGUACGCCAGUGUGGCCAGCCUCUUCUCCUGGGGGGGCCCCAGAGCUGGCCACCUCUGGGCCCCCCGAGGCUGGCCCUGGUGUCACCAGGCGGCCAGUCCUGCGGGUGCGCGAGGGAGCACUCCCCUGAGCUCUCUGCCCGGCUCCCUCGCGCGCACCGCACUGAUGCCGAAGCAGGAAUAUGACAUCAUGCUCCGGCACAAGUAAGCAGUGCGCGAGGGAGCCAGGCAGAGGGUGCUCAGGGGAGUGUUCCCUCGUGCACCCGCAGGACCGGCCGCCUGGUGAGACCAUCUCUCUAAAAGAAAUCAUGAUUCAUUAGAUCAGCCAACAAUCUUCCAUUGCCCCAUGACCCAGUUCUGACAGACACCCCCAUUGAAGGUGCUUUUGGCAGUGGAGAAGAGCCAUCAUGAUCACUCUGACCGAUCUGUAGUUAUGCGGCAAACUGCGAUCUGUGUUCUGACACCGUUCUUUCAUGGCCAGCAUAACGUUUUUCAGCAAUUUGAGCUACACUAGCCUUUCUGUGUGAUCGGACCAGACUGGCAACACAUGAAAUUAAAGGAACGCUAUAGUCACCUAAAUUACUUUCGCUAAAUGAAGCAGUUUUAAUGUAUAGAUCAUUCCCCUGCAAUUUCACUGCUUAAUUCACUGUCAUUUAGGAGUUAAAUCACUUUGUUUCUGUUUAUGCAGCUCUAGCCACACCUCCCCUGGCUAUGAUUGACAGAGCCUGCAUGAAAAAAAAAACUGGUUUCACUUUCAAAAGAUGUAAUUUACCUUAAAUAAUUGUAUCUCAAUCUCUAAAUUGAACUUUUAAUCACAUACAGGAGGCUCUUGCAGGGUCUAGCAAGCUAUUAACAUAGCAGGGGAUAAGAAAAUCUUAAUUAAACAGAACUUGCAAUAAAGAAAGCCUAAAUAGGGCUCUCUCUUUACAGGAAGUGUUUAUGGAAGGCUGUGCAAGUCACAUGCAGGGAGGUUCAUAAACAAAGGGAUUUAACUCCUAAAUGGCAGAGGAUUGAGCAGUGAGGCUGCAAGGGCAUGUUCUAUACACCAAAACUGCUUCAUUAAGCUAAAGUUGUUCAAGUGACUAUAGUGUCCCUUUAAAGAUCUGGCUGUUCACUUGCUGCCUAAUAUAUCCCACCCCUUGACAGUUGUCACUAUAACAAUCUAAUCCAUGCUAUUCACUUCAUCUGUCAGUGAUUCUACCAGUCUUACUGGAGUAGUGAAACGGUUUUGACUUCACUGUUAUGCAUUAUGAUUGUACCUAGGGAAGAAUUCUAAUAGUGGAACUGUCACCAUGGAAACCACUGAAUAAUGCUCCACUUCUAGAACCUUGUUCCAGAACUGCUCUCCAUCCAUUCAUAAUUUCAUAUGGAACUAGUUAACUGCCUUUUGUAUCCAAUCAUAAAAGUAGGAGGGAGACUUUUAACGUGUGUUUAACUUGAUUCCUUUCUCAUUGCAGAAAAACCUGCUGAUAAUCCUCUGACAAGCCAUACAAUAAAGCUUUCUGCUUCCCCGGACCCAGUGUUUUUUCCAGUGGUGAAGGAUUCCAGUGAAAUCUCUAUAAAAGGUAAAAAUGGAUACUUGGAACCAUCCAUCACGCUAAGAAUUUAAAUGCAACACAAGUACACUGCUCCAGCCAAAAUCCUGCACACAAAUCAAAAGGAAAGGGUUACUCCAAGAAUCGUAACCACUACAGCCCUCUGUAAUGGUUAUGAAUGAUGACCAGAGAACCGUGGCUUGGUUUCCUGGUAAUGGUGCAAAUCAUUUGGGAAUGGUUUGCACUCUUCUUACCUUGGUCUCAACCGGGCUUUGGUUUGGGGCUUAUUGCCUAAAAAGUGCAAUACUAUACUUCCUUUUUCUAGGUUAGCUGCAUAUUUUGCAUAUAGUAUUCUGUGUGUCAGGAGUGAGGGUUUCAGUGAGAAGUAAAUUUUGUACAAAGUAGGCACAUUUUUAUUUUUUUGUGUUGGGGUUUAAGCCUUUUUUUUUUUUUUUUGUGUGUGUGUGAAAAUACUAGGCGCAUGCAGUUUAGAAUGGACACACACACACACCACCACCACCCCCCCCAUAUUGUCAGACAUACGAACACAGACACACUGGCAGACAUACUGAUACAUACACUGACAGGCACACUCACAUACACUGACAGACAGUAUUCAGCUUGAUUGCACUUUAACAUUCAUCCAAUCAUUCUGCCCCAGUUCCUCAAUAGACAUAAGUUUUUAAAAUGCACUGGUGUUUUUUUUUUGUUUUUUUUUAAAACUUUUAUUUUAUGUGGGUUUGUGCAACAUUAUCAUUGUAUAGUAAAGGAAAAUGAGAAAUAUGGGGAUUUAGGCAAGAACAAAAGCUGAGAAUGUUCUCACGGACCUAGUGAUUGACUUGUGCUGCAUUUAUGAAAUAAAAUAUUUAGUACAUCAAACCUACAAGUUAAUCUCCCCAGGAUAAGCCAGUCAUUUUUGGCUGUAUGAGAUUCAUGGAAAACAUACUCAAAAAUACUGGGUACUGAUACUUGUUAAUUUCCCUUUCUCUCUCUGCUGUAGGAUCUCCGGUCCUCCCCAAGUCACUGGAUAAAGAGUGGCUGAGAAUAGCUAUCGUGGUGGGUGUUCUUGCAAUUCUAAUAGCAACAAUCUGUUUAUUGAAGAAGAAAUGUAAAGACCAAGCUGUGAAAAUUUAA
Pelobates cultripes (western spadefoot toad) is the source of this 5909-nucleotide messenger RNA. NCBI's taxonomy places the organism in Eukaryota, Metazoa, Chordata, Amphibia, Anura, Pelobatidae. The record is from the annotation of a GenBank genome assembly.